Sinocyclocheilus rhinocerous is the source of this 2718-nucleotide messenger RNA. Its product is annotated as activin receptor type-2A-like. Gene Ontology annotation, cellular component: activin receptor complex; plasma membrane. Gene Ontology annotation, biological process: protein phosphorylation; activin receptor signaling pathway; cellular response to growth factor stimulus. The transcript has 9 exons. The record is from RefSeq and is a predicted model, not a curated record. Lineage: Eukaryota; Metazoa; Chordata; Actinopteri; Cypriniformes; Cyprinidae. Bases 731 to 1972 code for a protein of 413 amino acids. Gene Ontology annotation, molecular function: activin binding; ATP binding; activin receptor activity.
ACUCAGUGCUGUUCGCCAUGUUGUGUUCAGGACACAUGAGAGAAUAUAUGGACGCCUCCGAGGCUUUAUUCCAGCAUUUACACACACAGAAAUGGAGCUGAUUUCAUCUGAUCUGUGACUGAUCUUGGAUCAUUCCGACGAAAAACGCGUCUCAGAGGCGCAUCAGGAUUUUACGGAGGAAUGCAUUUUAUCCGACACUAUAAAACACUGUUUAUUUGAUUUGUUUUAAAUGCUGUUUCUUCGGAUCUCAGUGUAUUUAAACCCUGAGCUGGAUUUAUAUUCGUGUGUUCUGGAAUGAAGAUCACGACUCUGAUUAUAUAAAUCAAAUUUAUUCAAAGCAUUUUUUUAAAGAACCAGAAGAUCACAUCGGGAUGGUUUUGAACCCGACUGAACCAUGAAUAGGAAUUUUCACCAUGCACUCAAAAUAAUCGCUGUUUCUAUAUCGAUGCUGAUCAAUGCAUAAGCUUCAGGACAGGCUGCUGUCUCUAUGUAAUACAGUAUGAUUGCAUUAAUGUUUGAUAUUUCAUCUAUGCAAACAGAAACACACGCACUGACCUCCACACUGAGGAUUUGUGAAAUCUCUCAAACACUAAACCUCUCUUACAGACUUACACAUUGAUCCGGACCUGUUUGCUCACAAAUAAAUGCUUUUGGCAAUAUUAAAACAUUAAUUUCAGAGGGAGCGGAUUAUCAACUGGGAUUUAUUGCAGUACAAGAAUCUGCAUUGAAAAUGAGGACAGACACCAAACUGGCCUUGGCCAUAUUCCUCGUGUCCUGUUCAUCAGGUGCGAUUCUCGGGCGCUCGGAGACGCAGGAGUGUGCGUUUUAUAAUGUGAGCUGGGAGAAGGACGGGACGAACCAGAGCGGAAUCGAAUCAUGCUACGGAGAGAAAGACAAGCGACAACACUGUUUCUCCACCUGGAAGAACCGCUCCGGAGCCAUCGAGAUGGUGAAGCAGGGCUGCUGGCUGGACGAUGUUAACUGCUACGACAGCAGCGAGUGUGUGGAGCGUAAGGAGAAUCCCGACGUCUUCUUCUGCUGCUGCGAGGGAAACAUGUGCAAUGAGAAGUUUCACUACAGUCCAGAGAUGAUUCAGACUCAGAAUAAACAGUCAUGGCAGAGUGAAUAUGAGAUUUAUAGCUUGAGCGGAAUGAAACAUGAAAAUAUCCUUCACUUCAUCGGAGCGGAAAAACGAGGAAAUGGAGUCGAUAUCGAGCUCUGGCUCAUCACAGCUUACCAUGAGAAGGGCUCGCUGACAGAUUUCCUGAAGGCUAAUGUUGUGUCGUGGAAUGAGCUGUGUCUGAUAUCGCAGACGUUUGUGCGCGGUUUGGCGUAUUUACACGAGGACAUUCCCAACCUGAAGGACGGACACAAGCCUGCCAUUGCACACAGAGAUAUCAAGAGUAAGAAUGUGUUAGUGAAGCAUGAUUUAACUGCAUGUAUUGCUGACUUUGGCCUGGCACUGAAGUUUGAAGCAGGGAAAUCUACAGGCGACACACACGGACAGGUGGGAACGCGGCGCUACAUGGCUCCGGAGGUGCUGGAGGGAGCGAUCAGUUUCCAGCGCGACGCGUUUCUGAGGAUCGACAUGUACGCCGCGGGUCUGGUGCUGUGGGAACUGGCCUCUCGCUGCACAGCAGCCGACGGUCCCGUGGAUGAGUUCUGUCUGCCGUUUGAGGAGGAGGCAGGUCUUCAUCCGUCUCUGGAGGACAUGCAGGACGUCGUUGUGCAUAAGAAGCUACGGCCGAUAUUCAGAGAGCACUGGCUAAAACAUACGGGUCUGGCGAUGCUCUUUGAGACCAUAGAGGAGUGUUGGGACCACGAGGCCGAGGCGCGUCUGUCUGCGGGAUGCGUGGAGGAGCGCAUCAUCUCAAUGCAGCGCAACACCAACCUCAUCGCCCCCGACGACAUCCUCUCCGUCGUCACCAUGGUUACCAACCUGGACUUCCCCCCUAAAGAAUCCAGCCUAUGAUGCCGUUCUCUCAGCCAAUCAGAACGCAGCGUGUGCGAGAGAAAACCGGACUACGAAUGACUCGAGCAAAACGAGCGCAGGAAUAAUUCAACGACUCGCACUUACACACGGAGGAACUCAAGAGAUCAAACACACACGGACGUCUCUGUUUGCACCAAAACCUCUUUUAUGCAUAAAGGAAAGACUUUUGUGUUUUAUAUGAACAGCAGCUCAUAUGAUUUUAGUAUAAAAAGGGCGAAACUCUGGACUGCGUUUGCUGUUUCUUUUCUGCAAGUCAUUAUAGUCAUGCCAAUACGAGACACGGAUGUAUGCUGAAAUAACCAUGAACCUCCCUGAACAGGUAUACCUCAUUUUGAUUUCUCGUGCUUUUUUCUGAACAGCUGCUACGGAGGCGAGACGAGUAGCUGUAACACACGCUAGCGUUUCUGCCGUUCGCAUUUCUGCUUCAUUUCAUCGCAGCCUUUCUAAAGGGGUCGUUUCAUGAGGAAUCAACGCUCGCUUCACUAAAUCACAGAAACCAGGGUCCAAUAUUAGCGUCUGACAUAUGGUGGAUCAAUUCGGACAGUUUACCACUCAUGCAACUGUAUUCUUGCAACACAAUUUUCCAAAAUAGUGACACAUCAUAUGCAAAAUGAGCCUCCAUAUUCAUCAAACUGCACCUGAGACAUUGGGUUUUUGUUCAUAUUUAUCUUUUGGUGGCUUUUUAUGAGGAAUAAUCCAGCAAGUCAUUUUGACCCUACACUGCA